Thunnus maccoyii (southern bluefin tuna) is the source of this 3074-nucleotide messenger RNA. RefSeq names its product high-affinity choline transporter 1-like. Bases 101 to 1741 code for a protein of 546 amino acids. Gene Ontology annotation, cellular component: axon; dendrite; perikaryon. The transcript has 8 exons. NCBI's taxonomy places the organism in Eukaryota, Metazoa, Chordata, Actinopteri, Scombriformes, Scombridae. The record is from RefSeq and is a predicted model, not a curated record. Gene Ontology annotation, biological process: acetylcholine biosynthetic process; synaptic transmission, cholinergic; choline transport. Gene Ontology annotation, molecular function: choline:sodium symporter activity.
CGUGCUCUUUUACGUCCUGAUUCUUUUCGUGGGGAUUUGGGCCGCGUGGAAGAACAAGAACGCCGGGGUCAGUGAUGGCGGAGAUCGGAGCGAGAGUAUCAUGGUCGGGGGAAGAGACAUCGGGUUGUUCGUGGGUGGAUUCACAAUGACCGCCACUUGGGUGGGUGGGGGCUACAUCAAUGGGACAGCAGAGUAUGUCUACCUGCCAGACUACGGCUUGGCUUGGGCACAGGCACCCUUUGGGUACGCUCUGAGUCUGGUAGUAGGUGGCCUUUUCUUUGCCAAACCCAUGCGUUCACGUGGAUACGUCACCAUGCUGGAUCCCUUCCAGCAGUUGUACGGAAAAAGGAUGGGGGGUCUGCUCUUCAUCCCCGCACUCAUGGGAGAAAUCUUCUGGUCUGCGGCCAUUUUAUCUGCCCUGGGUGCCACUCUGAGCGUGAUCGUGGACAUAAACAUAAACAUGUCAGUGGUGAUCUCAGCCCUGAUAGCUAUCUUCUACACUCUUGUGGGGGGACUCUACUCUGUUGCAUACACAGAUGUGGUUCAACUCUUCUGUAUCUUUUUGGGCUUGUGGCUCAGCGUGCCUUUUGCCCUGUCCAAUCCUGCUGUGUCGGACAUCACUGUUUCAGCCAAGGAGGCAAUCUACCAGUCACCCUGGCUGGGGAAGAUUGAGCCUGAAGACAAAUGGCUCUGGGCGGACAACUUCUUUUUGCUGAUGUUGGGGGGGAUUCCCUGGCAAGUCUAUUUUCAACGGGUUCUUUCUGCCUCUUCAGCUACCUAUGCCCAGGUCCUUUCCUUCCUCGCCGCCUUCGGCUGCUUGGUCAUGGCCGUCCCCUCUGUCCUCAUAGGAGCUAUAGGGGCCUCCACAGACUGGAACCAGACGACUUACGGGGGCCGCCCUCCGAAGGAUAAGGAUGAAUCAGACAUGAUCCUUCCCAUAGUGCUUCAGCACCUCUGCCCGCCCUACAUCUCCUUCUUUGGUCUGGGGGCGGUGUCGGCUGCCGUCAUGUCAUCAGCAGACUCAUCAAUUCUCUCAGCCAGUUCCAUGUUUGCUAGGAACAUCUAUAACCUCGCCUUUCGGCAGUCGGCCUCAGAUCGUGAGAUUGUUUGGGUGAUGCGCUUCACCAUCUUUGUAUUCGGAGCUCUCGCCACUGCUAUGGCAUUGUUAACAGGAUCAGUGUAUGGUCUGUGGUACCUGAGCUCCGACCUGGUUUAUGUCAUCAUUUUUCCCCAACUUCUCAGUGUACUCUUUGUCAAGGGCACUAAUACCUAUGGCUCUGUGGCUGGCUAUAUCUUUGGUCUUUUGCUACGAAUUGGUGGAGGGGAGCCCUACCUCAAGCUCCCUCCCUUCAUCUACUACCCCGGCUGGGUGGACCAGGAGAAGAUCCACCACCUCACUGGGGAUGUAGAGUACUUUGUCCAGCAGAGGUUCCCAUUCAAGUCUGUGUCCAUGUUGGCAUCCUUCUUGGCAAAUGUGGCCUUUUCUUACCUGACAAAGUACCUAUUUGAAAGCGGUAUGCUGUCACACAAGUAUGAUUUCCUUGAUGCCGUGGUGUCCAAGCACAGCAAGGAGAUCAUGGACAAAGCCACGCUGGUGAACAACCAUGAUAACAUCAUUCUUUCAGAAAUGGCACCUGUCAAACAAGCCCUGGGUGCAUCACUCGCAGGGACCUUCAUCAACACAGAGGUCCUCAGUGAUAAUGAGGAGUCUAGUCCUGAGGCUUUUCACAAUGAAAACUAGACGACAAAGGCACAAAGAAAACUACAGUAAAACAAAGGAAUUUGAAGAAGAAGGAAUAGUCAAAGAGGCAUAGACAUUCUUCAGGAAACUUGCUACUGCCACACUGGAUGCCAAAUCACCAGAAAUUUGGCUUCAAGUGAUUCCACAAGUAGUUUGUUUUAUGCUAAUGACAUGAUGCCUCCUUCUUUUUUGAGAUUCCUUGCCUAGAACCAGGAAGUUGACUGUCAAUCAGCUGUGUCAAGCAUACCAUACUCAGUCUCGUUUUUUUGUUUUUUAUCAUGACUCUGUGAAUCUCUUUGUAAAGGAAAAACCCCACUACAACUUCUUUUUGUAAAGUGCUGCUACAGUGAUCAGAGAGACUUUCAAGGGGAAUCAAUGGGAUUCUACAGGAGAUGUACAUGUGUGUGAGGAAAUCUACAAGAGUUUGCUGUGGGUGAUGAGAAUAGUGCAAUAUUUAACCAAGGUAUUGUGUCUGUCUACAUAACAGUGUGUAUGUGUGUUCAUGUACAUGCAUAUAUGUGUACCUGCUGACAAAGAGGCGUCAAGUGAAUGCUCCAGAAACUUUUCCUGACUUUCAAGGUUUCAUUUGCAUAGAGUAAACUUAUGAAUAGAGCAAUAAUAUUUUUAGGAUCUGUGUUGUAUAGAGAUACAUCGUACUCAGUUUGCAAGUCAUAGUCAUUGUUUUUAACUUACAAAAAAAUCUGGGUUUUUUUUGCUGAUUUUAUGUUGUGUGUUCACCAUGCUCUUAAUCCUCCUGUCACACUUUGUUAAUUCCAGACGCUGUAUGUGUCUAGAAAGCAAUUUAAUAAUGAAAGACCUCAUACCAAACCCUUGACUCACCAAUCAGAGGGUUGAUAUUGGAUGAUUCUGCAAAAACCCCAAAUUACAUUCAGUGAGUGUUAACUGCAAAAGUUUUUUAAAUUAAUUGUUCCUACAAUAUCCAAAUGUUGUAACUGCAGUAUGGUUAAGGUAAUAAUUAAGCGUUAAAGCUGUUGUAAUUGAUUUUUUGCCACCUAGGGGCAGCACAAUAAACUGCAAACACAACAUUGACCUCAUAAAGUUGACAUGGCGAAUGUGUUCUCAAACUGUAGCUUAUUUACUCAUUCAGCAGACACAGAGCAACAUUAGAAUUCAUUUGGAGACAUGUUUCUGACGACCUGAUGAAUGUAAGGCCAAUAUUCACUCUUUUAACUCUGCUCUCCACCAACUUCUGAGGGACAUAUCUGGCUCUUUAGCCGCUAAAUUCUCCACUAAAUGCUACACUAACUAGUUUCUAUUUUUGUCUUUCUGCUGUUUGGUGCUGGGAGAACAGCAUAUGUACGUUUUUUAAAGC